AUGAAUUUCACUGGAACUACUAUCUACAGUGUAUACAUUAAUGCUUCAACCGGUGCUUCUCUCAAGCUCACCACCUUCAAACCCAUCGGUCAUGUCUGGACAAUGGUUGCAGGUGGAGGUGCAUCUAUUGUCCACAGCGACUCUAUCGCAGCAGCAGAUUUUGCACACAAACUCGCUAACUAUGGUGAGUACUCUGGUGCCCCAAGCGAGGUCGACCUGCUCACGCGCCCACCUCCCUGCCCUGAUGGCAAGAUCUUCAUCGUUGGUGGUGGUAUUGCAAAUUUUACCAAUCCAGUUCCCAACUGGCAAGAAGGUCUCAAAGUCAUGUGUCUGCUCGGCGAGUCCCUCGGUGUCCCCAUCCACGUCUUCGGCCCUGGCACCCACAUCACUAAAAUCAUGCCCCUCGCCCUCAGUCUCAAAUCCACAACAAGCAUGAAAGCACCCACAAGUGUCCUCGCCACCGCACCUGGCUCCCCCAAGAUCUCACCCGCAACCCCCGAGCACGGGGCCAACGACGUCGGAACCAUUCACGCAGAGGGCGAACGCACCCGGCCCAAUGACGUCGUCGUCUGCUUCGAUUCGCUCGAUCACCAAAGGCUCCAGGCCCGCAUACAGACUCCUUGA
Suillus plorans is the source of this 624-nucleotide messenger RNA. RefSeq lists its product as uncharacterized. The record is from RefSeq and is a predicted model, not a curated record. The transcript has 4 exons. NCBI's taxonomy places the organism in Eukaryota, Fungi, Basidiomycota, Agaricomycetes, Boletales, Suillaceae. The coding region runs from base 1 to 624 and encodes 207 amino acids.